ACCGGAUAAAGAGACCUAAUGGGCCACCCUGGACCAUUCCAGCUGGAUCGAAACGACGCCCUCGUCCACCCUCGUCUUUUCCCAUCCUUCUUGACAGCUUCUUGCCAUGCCACCAAAAAAGAAGGAAGAGCCAGCCCCAGCGCCAAAAGCGCCCGAGCCCGAGCGCCCUAAGACCCCGGUGUUCAACCCCGCAUCUAUAACGCUGGAAUUCACCCCUGAGCAAAUUGAAGACUUUAGGGAUGCUUUCCAGUUGUUUGACAGGACUGCCAACAAUGAGAUGAAAAUCACCUACGGUCAGUGUGGGGAUCUGAUCCGAGCUUUAGGACAAAAUCCCACCAACGCCGAGAUCAUGUAUGUGCUUGGGAAGCCCAAAGCUGAAGAUAUGCAGUCCAAGAUGUUGGACUUUGACCAGUUCCUGCCCAUCCACCAGCAUAUCUGCAAGGCCAAAGAUCGCGGCACCUUUGAGGACUUUGUGGAGGGCCUGAGGGUGUUUGACAAAGAGGGCAAUGGCACCGUCAUGGGCGCUGAGCUGAGACACGUCCUGGCGACACUAGGUGAGAAGAUGCGAGAGGACGAAGUGGAGCAGUUGAUGCAGAAUCAAGAGGAUGCUAAUGGAUGCAUUAACUAUGAGGCUUUUGUCAAAUACCUCAUGGCCUCUUGAACAACACAUUUCAGUACUGCUGUAUUUCAGUCUCAUUGUCAUUUUGGUGCUGCCUUAAUCUGCGUUAUGACUGCCUUCAUCUCAUCCCUGUACAUAAUGCGGAGCAAGGAACAUAAAUAAAAUUUAAU
Messenger RNA from Doryrhamphus excisus (bluestripe pipefish), 789 nucleotides. It is a transcript of the gene myl13, whose product is annotated as myosin, light chain 13. The record is from RefSeq and is a predicted model, not a curated record. Gene Ontology annotation, cellular component: myosin II complex. Gene Ontology annotation, molecular function: calcium ion binding. Lineage: Eukaryota; Metazoa; Chordata; Actinopteri; Syngnathiformes; Syngnathidae.